GAUACUAGCAGUGUUAUAGGAAUAAGUCUCUGGUUCAGUGAGGACAGCAACAGCAAGGAGGACAUAAUAUGUACAAGUGAAAGAGCCUUUGAAAGAUUUUCUAACCUCCGUUUCUUACUUAUCCAUGGCAAAGAAUUCAAAGAAGCCAUCAAUUCCCGGAGUCUGAACUAUAUAUCUCGAAAACUUAGAUUUCUAAGUUGGAAGGGGUUCGGGAUGCCAUGUUUGCCUUCUAGUUUUCAUCCAGAGUUCCUUGUCAAACUAGAAAUGCCGUAUAGCAAGCUUGGGAAAUUGUGGGACGGCGUUCGAGUAACCGCUCAGACAUCUCAAGGAGAUGGUUUUGAGUUCUUCGGCAAGCUUGAAAGAGCUCCCUGA
This is a messenger RNA of Thlaspi arvense, 372 nucleotides long. The record is from the annotation of a GenBank genome assembly. Lineage: Eukaryota; Viridiplantae; Streptophyta; Magnoliopsida; Brassicales; Brassicaceae.